Spea bombifrons (plains spadefoot toad) is the source of this 1299-nucleotide messenger RNA. It is a transcript of the gene TTC1, whose product is annotated as tetratricopeptide repeat domain 1. The transcript is spliced from 7 exons. The coding region runs from base 54 to 857 and encodes 267 amino acids. NCBI's taxonomy places the organism in Eukaryota, Metazoa, Chordata, Amphibia, Anura, Pelobatidae. Gene Ontology annotation, molecular function: protein binding. The record is from RefSeq and is a predicted model, not a curated record.
AUUAGCAGCUGCGAUUUCCAAUGUGAAUGCGGAAGUAGUCAGCACUAAGGGAGAUGGAAGCCCCGGUGGUAGAGCGAUCGGAUAGAGAGGAUGGAGAAGAGCAAUUCCAUGAAUGCGUGGAGGCCGCGGAAGCCCAAGCGCCGUGCAGGGAAAAUGCUGCCGGCAUUACCGGGGGUGAGUUGGGCCAUAAAGAUCCGGUAGAGCCCGAGGAAGAUCUCACUGGCGAAACUGGUGCAGAAUCCGUUGAGGAACUCGAGGAGGAUGUGCUGCUGGAGCAGGAGAAGGAGCUGAGUGAGGAGGAGAAAGAGGAAAGAAGAAAAGAAAGCAGCCGUUUGAAAGAAGAAGGUAAUCAGCUGUUUAAGAACGGAGAUUACGUUGCAGCUGAGAACGUUUACACUCAGGCACUUCAGACGUGUCCGGCAAAUUACCAGAAAGACAGAGCCGUCCUCUUUUCAAACAGAGCUGCUGCUAGGAUGAAACAGGACAAGAAUGAUGUUGCGCUGAAAGACUGCACUAGAGCAGUUGAACUAAAUCCUGAUUAUAUCCGAGCUCUACUAAGGAGGGCCGAGUUAUACGAAAAAAACGAUAAACUGGAUGAAGCGUUGGCCGAUUAUAAGACUGUUAUGGAAAGAGACCCAUCCUGUUCUCAAGCCAGAGGAGCUUGCCUGCGGUUGCCCAAGCAAAUCGAAGAAAGAAACGAAAAAUUAAAAGAAGAAAUGUUUAGUAAAUUAAAAGAUUUGGGGAACCUGGUCCUUAGGCCUUUUGGAUUGUCAACAGAAAACUUUCAAGUCAAACAGGACUCAGCAACCGGCUCUUACUCCGUCAACUUUGUGCAGAAUCCCAACAACAACAGAUGAUGGCGGAGAGAUCCAGCGCGUUAUAUCGGCCUUCUGCAAGCAGUGCCAGACUCCAUUACUCUGCUCCAAGUCGCCUGCCGUCAGAUCUUCGACCCUUUAAACGCACGUUAUUGGUUAUAACCAAACAGGUUCAUAUUAACACAUUUAGUGGGUCACUGAUGGAAAGAAAAAAUAUUUACCCAUAUACAGUCUUGAUUUUUGUUUUUUUUGUGUGCUAGUGUACAAAAAUUGCUUUGUUUUUUUUUUUUUGGUAGUGGCUGUAUACCUCUGCAUUUUAGGAAAUCACAAUGCCUGAGCCAAACAUCUCUGUAACUGUUUGUUAACUGCUGUACCCAACAAAGCUAAGCAGCCAGUUUUGUGGCAAAAGGGGUGCACCAAUUUAUCAGUGGCAGAAAAGAGCAUUUUUUGGCAAAAUGCCGAAAUAAAAAAUUGCCGAAAAUAA